Colletotrichum spaethianum is the source of this 801-nucleotide messenger RNA. RefSeq lists its product as uncharacterized. NCBI's taxonomy places the organism in Eukaryota, Fungi, Ascomycota, Sordariomycetes, Glomerellales, Glomerellaceae. The record is from RefSeq and is a predicted model, not a curated record. Bases 1 to 801 code for a protein of 266 amino acids. The transcript has 2 exons.
AUGCCUGCAGCACAGAAUCCCAUCAAACCUUUGGGCAUCAUACUCGCCCAUGGCGGGUUCCAUCAACCAUCUUGCUUUGACCUUGCCAAAGCCCGCCUUGAAGACGCUGGCUUCUCUCCCGUCAUUGCAGUUCGACACCCCAGCGUGGGAUACGACACCAAGAUUACGGUAGAUGAUGACGCUCGUAAUAUUCAGGCCGAACUGGCGCCGUAUUUGGAGCAGGGCAAGGAGUUUCUUGCCAUUGCCCACUCUUACGGCGGCACCCCUCUGACUAUUGCAGCACGGGGCCACUCAGUAGCUGAGAGAUCUUCCCAGGGCAAGAAUGGCGGUAUUCGCACUCUUGUUUACUUGACAGCGAACGUGCCUGCCAAAGCCGGUGACAGCGCCCUGAGCGUUCUUCCACCAGGUAUCGAUAUUGUCGAUGUGGCUGAUGGACUUAUGUCAGCAAAUAGCAAAGCCAAGUCUGCUUUCUACGGUCCUGAUAUGCCAGACGAAGUUGCAGAAGAGUGCAUGGCAUCCUUGCUGCCCAUGUCUCAAGGAGCGCUGGCGGGUCCUGCAUCUAUCGGGGGAGACACCGUUACUAUCCCAGCUUACUAUAUCAUUUGCGAGAAAGACCAGACGAUAGCCCCCGCUACACAAGAACAUAUUGCCUCAACUAUCAAGUCGCUGAAGAGAGUUCUCCGGAAUCCUGGUGGGCACUCGGCUUUCAUCACGGAGGUUGACAAGUUGGUUGAGCAAAUCAACGAAAUUGCAGGCGAGGGGAGUACAUUUGGGGUUGCAAUUGCUAUUCAGUGGCGCUAA